AAUUUAAAAUAAAAUUGAAGUACAGAGGAGGAGAUCCAACGAGGCGAACUCCUUUUCCUUCCUCGCUUCCUCCCCCUCGUGUUCUCCUCCUUUCUUCUGCCGCCGUGCUCUGCUCCCCUCCCUAGUCCACUCCACGCCGUCCACCCGCCACCCUCUCGGUCCCUCUCCCCGUCCCCACCACUCACCACCGCGCUCGAAUCACUCUUCGAAGCAAGCUCCUCGGGCUCCGCCACCUCCGCCACCGGAGCUCGCCGUCGCCGCCGCUGGUAGAGGUCGCUGUCUGUCGCCCAAUCUGUGCUUGCUGGACUCUCGCCGCGUAGGAUCGCUUCCGGUUGGUUUCUUGGGGCAGCCCCGCGCACCGAUUUCAACUUGGCAACGGCGGUUUGCAGGCAAGGAAGGGUAGGUUGGAGAUGUCUUGAUUUGGCAGGAUAACUGGUGUAAUCAAGCUAUUUUGUCUGCGAUGGGAGUACUCUGUGGAGCGGAAGUGGGGGGUUAGGGCUUGGUAUGUGGUAGUAGCUCCUGCUAAAAAGGAAGCAAGGAGCAUUUUUGUCGCUCGUUCCAGGGAGGAUUUGAAGCUCGUCGGUGCUGAUUUGGGUAGAGUCAGCUGUGCUGGGUGAUAGCAUGAUGAAACAAAUAUUUGGGCGGCGGAAAGCGUCCAAAUCAGCAGAUAAGGAAUUUGUUGGUGGGACGAGCCCUUUGGUGUUGUCGGGUUCUGGAAUUGCCAACUCGAGUAGCCAGCCGCCAAUUCUGUCGAGUAGUGGACUUAGCUACGGAAGUGGAAACCAUGUAGGGUUGCCAAACUCAAGGAUAAAUGAUACUUUGUUCUCUUCUAACUUCCAACCGUUGCCGAGCUUUAAGGAUGUGCCAAAUGCAGAGAAACAAAACCUGUUCUUUAGAAAGUUGAACUUGUGCUGCACUUUGUUUGACUUUACAGAUCCGACAAAGAACAUAAAGGAGAAGGAAAUAAAGAGGCAAACACUGUUGGAGAUAGUUGACUAUGUUGUGUCUGCCAAUGUGAAGUUCCCUGAGAAUGUUGUUGAAGCAAUCACAAAAAUGAUUUCAGUAAACUUGUUCAGGACACUGACUUCCCCACCCAGGGAGAGAAAAGUGCUUGAAGCUUUUGAUCUAGAAGAGGAGGAACCAUUGACAGACCCUGCGUGGCCACACUUGCAGUUUGUGUAUGAGUUGCUCUUGAGAUUUGUUAUAUCUCCAGAAAAUGAUGCUAAAUUGGCAAAAAAAUAUAUUGAUCAUUCCUUUAUUUUAAGACUGCUUGAGCUCUUUGACUCUGAGGACCCUAGGGAGAGGGAGUGCCUUAAGAUGAUACUUCACCGUAUGUAUGGAAAGUUUAUGGUGUAUCGGCCAUUUAUUCGGAAAGCUAUCAAUAACAUAUUCUACCAGUUCAUAUAUGAAACCGAAAAGCACAAUGGAAUAGGAGAGCUCUUGGAGAUUUUAGGAAGUAUCAUCAAUGGAUUUGCUUUGCCACUCAAGGAAGAGCACAAACUGUUCCUUGUAAGGAUCUUAAUUCCACUUCAUAAGCCAAGGUGCAUUUCAACGUACCAUCGGCAGUUGUCUUACAGCAUUACACAGUUUGUUGAAAAAGAUUGCAAGCUUGCGGAUACUGUUAUUAGGGGCCUCGUAAAAUAUUGGCCAAUCACAAAUAGCACAAAGGAGGUGAUGUUUUUAGGGGAGUUGGAAGAUAUCCUAGAAGCAACACAACCUACCGAGUUUCAAAAAUGUAUGGUUCCUCUUUUCCACCAGAUUGCUCGCUGCUUGAACAGUUCUCACUUUCAGGUUGCUGAGAGAGCAUUGUUUUUGUGGAACAAUGACCACAUCGGGAAUUUGAUUCAACAAAAUAGUAAGGUGAUACUGCCUAUUGUCUUCCCUGCAUUGGAGAAAAAUAUAAAUGGGCACUGGAAUCAGGUCGUGCAAAGCCUCAGUCUGAAUGUCCGAAAGUUAUUCUCCGAUCGUGACCCUAAACUAUUUGAUGAGUGUUUGCGGAAAUAUGAGGAAGACAAAGCUAAAGAGAAGGAGCUUAAAUUGAGGCAAGAAUCGACAUGGAAACGUCUAGACGAGAUUGCAUCAGCGAAAGCAACAAGCGGGGAGGCUGUCCUGGUCACUCCGACCUUGCCUCGUCAAUCUUCAGCCAUGUAGGAACUUCCUUAAAUGGUCCUUGGAGAGGCAUCAGAGAAUGUACAGGAUUAGGUUGUAGAUACAAGGGUAUAUGAAGCCACCAAGGCGGGUGUGCAAAUUGAGUUAAAGAUCUGAGAAGCCUAUUGUGUAGAGGCAGUAGCACCGUUUCUGUAAAUCCCAUACCAUGGCUUCUUGGCAUUCUGGUGGUUCGGUCUGUUUUUGUAGUUUGUUAUUUGGAGAAUGGAUAAGUCUUUUUUUUCGUAUCUUGGUAACCCAGUUCGGUUAAAUUCCGGUAUGGUUUUUUCGUUUUAUAUUCGAAUGGCUGGUAGUUGGCUGAAGUAAUAAAGAUUCAGUAUGUUUCCUUA
Messenger RNA from Phragmites australis (common reed), 2495 nucleotides. RefSeq names its product serine/threonine protein phosphatase 2A 57 kDa regulatory subunit B' theta isoform-like. Gene Ontology annotation, biological process: signal transduction. Gene Ontology annotation, cellular component: protein phosphatase type 2A complex. NCBI's taxonomy places the organism in Eukaryota, Viridiplantae, Streptophyta, Magnoliopsida, Poales, Poaceae. Bases 622 to 2151 code for a protein of 509 amino acids. Gene Ontology annotation, molecular function: protein phosphatase regulator activity. The transcript has 5 exons. The record is from RefSeq and is a predicted model, not a curated record.